UAGCAGCAGCAGCAGCAGCACUCAUGGCCUGCAGGUCCUGCUCAGCUGGUCAGCAGAGAAGCGAUGUUACAGAUUAAGAAAUGCAUGAGAUACAGCUCUCUGGGCAUCGCCGCUGCGAGGCUGUUGUCCUCCGGUUCCGCCAAGAACCCAGUCGUGUUUUUGGACGUCGAGGCCGACAGUGAGCCUCUGGGUAGAAUAAUCAUUGAGUUGAAUGCAGAUGUCGUGCCAAAGACUGCAGAGAACUUCAGAGCGUUGUGCACAGGGGAACAUGGCUUUGGAUACAAGGGAUGUGUGUUUCACAGGGUCAUACCUGAGUUCAUGUGUCAGGGUGGAGAUUUCACUAAGCAUAACGGCACAGGAGGGAAAUCUAUAUACGGGAAAACGUUCAAAGAUGAAAACUUCAAAUUAAAACACACUGGUCCAGGAACUCUUUCCAUGGCAAACUCAGGGCCAAACACCAAUGGCUCCCAGUUCUUCAUUUGUACAACUAAAACUGAAUGGCUCGACGGUAAACACGUGGUGUUCGGGCAGGUGAAGGAAGGUAUGGAUGUGGUCACCAAGAUGGAAUCCUAUGGUUUACAUGACGGCGGUGUGAUCAAGAAGAUUGUCAUCGCUGACUGUGGGGAGAUCAAAUAACACCUACGAUCACACGUGGACUUCUGUCAAAUGACUCAGGACGCAGCUAUUUGGUAUUUACUCUAUCUUUCCUCCCUUAUCCACGAUACUUUCAAAGAGGAGCUGAUCACUGAUGAUGCUGUGCUUCCCUAAAAUCUGAAAUUUCUCCUGUUGGUUGUGAUGUUAAAAAAAUCCAUAGAUUUAUCAGUUCGGGCUCAAAAUUGGGUAUGAAAUGUUUUUUAUCGUGUGUUUGUUCACAAAUAAUGCUAAUAAUGGAGAGACUGUGAGUUACACUGGUACAUUUUUUAUCUUGGUUGUUACAGAUCUCUUGGUUUUCUAAGUUUUAACUUGACCCAGAAAGUUGUUAUUGUGCGAUUACUCUCCAUUUACUGCCAAAUAAAUGACCAUUUUCAGAUUUUAGCAGCUCUGGUCUCAGUACAGGACAUUUGCUUUUAUGUGCCACCAACCCUGCUGGUUUUAAAGCUUCCUGGAAAUGAUCCAGCUGCUUUUUUUAGACACCCGUUCUCCAGCACGUCUGACUUCCUGUCCAUCAGAGCAGGAUGUGACAUCAUGUGACAUCCACCUACAGCAGAGCUGUAAUAUCACAUGAAAGCAGUUGAAACGUUAGACCUGUGCGCAAUAGACUCAUUGGACACAGACGAUUUAAUCCUCUGGAACCACAGAGAAACCUGAAAAUGUCUUUAGCUUGUAUGUGGGCUGCUCUUCCUUCAUUGCCUCUUUAUUUGAAACACAGAGUGUUAUGGAGGAGAGGGAGAAAGAGAGAGAAAAGAAGGCCAGGACAUGUCUGAAAGCCAGAGACUGGGUGGUGCUGCUUAUCGAGCUAAUACUUUAUGAAAGUAAAUAAUGAAGCGACGUGAAAAAGCAGCUCUUGCCCCUAAAUGAAACCAUAUGCGCACUGACCUUCCACCGUUUGUUUGAAUUCUCAGAUUACAUUGUUGCUAUAGAGACUUUGCAGGUCUCACUCUGUUUGAGCUAGAGAUGUUGUAACAAACUUGAUAUAAUUUGGGUCCCCACCCUCUGGUUUAGUUUUAGUUAUUUGGAAUGCAUGUCCAAUAUUGUGCAUGGAAACUUGGCUCGAAAGACGGCGGUGCCGUGGCCAAUGUUUAAUACACAUGCAAAACAAUGACAUCUUUACAACUGGUACAAGCUGGUUCUUCUGCUGUAAAUGUCAUGUAAAUGUACAUUUAUCUCACAACACCCGUGUCAGCUGGUGUCCUUUUUUUAUGUUUUGGUUUUCACAGUUUGACUCAAAGUGUUGAA
Molecule: messenger RNA, 1896 nt
Organism: Toxotes jaculatrix (banded archerfish)
Lineage: Eukaryota; Metazoa; Chordata; Actinopteri; Toxotidae
Gene: ppifa
Product: peptidylprolyl isomerase Fa
Exons: 6
Coding region: 64-636 (190 amino acids)
Biological process (GO): protein folding; protein peptidyl-prolyl isomerization
Molecular function (GO): peptidyl-prolyl cis-trans isomerase activity
Source: RefSeq, a predicted model, not a curated record